CAAUUGACAUCUGUUUAGUGUAUUUGUUUAUUUUGUUAGUACAAUUUAGAGAUUGUAUAUUUAAUUAAAUAAUUUCCAAUUGUCUAAACGAUUGUAAUAAAAAUGGGACAAGGUAAAAGCCAAUUUACAGAGGAAGAACUCCAGGACUAUGAGGAUCUCACGUAUUUUACAAAGAAAGAAGUUUUAUACGCACAUCAAAAAUUUAAGGCGUUGGCACCAGAAAAAGUUGGUCAUAACAAAAACGCAAAACUUCCGAUGUCUAAAAUUCUACAGUACCCAGAACUACGUGUGAAUCCCUUUAGGGAUAGAAUCUGCAAAGUGUUUAGUUCCAGCAAUGAUGGAGAUUGCACUUUCGAAGAUUUUCUAGAUAUGAUGUCUGUAUUCAGUGAAAACGCGCCUAAAGCUGUGAAAGCAGAGCAUGCUUUUAGGAUAUUUGAUUUUGAUGGAGAUGACAUGAUUGGUGUGUCUGAUUUACGCGAAGUUAUAGAGAGAUUAUGCGGACCAGAGUUGAAAUUGAGUGAUUCAGAAAUACAGCAACUAGUUCAAAAUGUUCUUGAAGAAGCUGAUUUGGAUGACGAUGGAGCUCUAUCCUUUGCUGAAUUUGAACACAUUAUUGACAAGAGCUCUGAUUUCUGCCACUCCUUCCGCAUAAGACUUUAAUUGGCUGGUUAUGACGACAUGGUGUUUUUGAAAAAGGAGUGUAAUACAAAUAAUAAUUGAGAUUUAGAAUAAUUUCACAAAAAUAAUGAUAUACAAUAACUUUUAAUCACCAAGUUUUUAUUAUUGUUAAUUUCAUUAAUUUACACCAAGUUUGUGUGUAAACCUGAUAAUCUAUCAUCAUACCUUUUAUCACAUAUUAAAUAAGGUAUUGAUUAUAAAU
This is a messenger RNA of Zerene cesonia (dogface butterfly), 880 nucleotides long. RefSeq names its product calcium and integrin-binding protein 1-like. NCBI's taxonomy places the organism in Eukaryota, Metazoa, Arthropoda, Insecta, Lepidoptera, Pieridae. Gene Ontology annotation, molecular function: calcium ion binding. The coding region runs from base 103 to 660 and encodes 185 amino acids. The transcript is spliced from 5 exons. The record is from RefSeq and is a predicted model, not a curated record.